This is a messenger RNA of Peronospora belbahrii, 810 nucleotides long. The record is from the annotation of a GenBank genome assembly. NCBI's taxonomy places the organism in Eukaryota, Oomycota, Peronosporomycetes, Peronosporales, Peronosporaceae.
AUGGCACUGGACAAUCACCGUUUCUUCCACCUGAUGCUACAGCUCGAAUAUGAUCAUCGAGAGACAACGGAUCACUCAGUGGCUAAAGAGCUGCUCAAUCUGGACACACCCUGCUCGUGGCGACCACUGGAGGAAGCUGUUUGUCUCCGUAUCAUGAAGGAUUCAUUCGUCAAAAUUGUAACCUUCUUUAAUAGCGAGGACUUUAUUUCAAGUGGUCUGGAAAUUUGCGGCUGGCGCGAGAAGCGCAAACUCGUGGGUAACAACGUCACCUUUAUGUUACACAAGAUAUUUGCCAAAGACUGCAGUGAGGAACUGGCUACCCGCAGUUGGGAGAUGCGCGCUAUUCAGGACCAAGUGACGCGCUAUUUUGGUCACAGCCUUGACGUCAAGGUCGAGGUGCUCCAACGUUUUGAGAAUGACGUGGUGGUUGUGCGACGCAAGAUCAAGCACAUGGUGGACGGGUGGGUGCAUCACACCAUCUACUUGCUGUUCCGCACCAAGACGCCGGACGGACACCUCGUCUGUAUUCGGGAUAUGAACCCUGAGGAUGCGGACGACCUGUCAUUAUUGUCGGGAUCGGCUACCCUAGCGUCGUCGCAGUGUGUGAUCUGGUCGAAAGCCUUUAUAUGGUGGAAGUUCACCAAUUUGCCGGAAGUGGAAGGCCAGCUGCCCCGUGGUUUUGAGGUUGAGUAUGGAGGAUCACUCGGUUCUGCUACACAGACUGACGCUACUUUCUGGAUACAUGAAGUGAUACUACUGGCGCUGCGUUGGGAGAACUUGGUCGUUGGACCACUGAUCACGCUGGAUUAA